UUGGUGUCAACACAAUAUAUCAGCUCAAAGAAUGACUCCAUAGGACAAGUUUUUCAGAGUGAAAAAGGUCUCAGAAGAUCGCUUACUUUGACAAAUGGAGUUACAAUAAUUGUUGGCUGCACCAUCGGAUCUGGCAUUUUCGUUUCACUGACGGGCAUUCAAGAAGCUGUUGGUUCCGUUGGCUCCUCAUUAAUUGUUUGGCUUGUAUGUGGAUUAUGGUGCGGCCUUGGCUCUUAUGUGUAUGCGGAACUUGGAACCAUGAUUACAAAGUCUGGCGGUGAAUAUGUAUACAUUAUGGAAGCUUUCGGCCCAUUCCUCGCUUUUAUUCGUCUCUGGAUUGAAAGUAUCGUUGUUAGGCCAUGCACCCUCACAAUUGUGGGACUUUCUUUCGCUGCCUAUGUGUUGCGACCAAUAUAUCCCACUUGUGAUCCACCAAUUCUCGUCACUGACCUCUUAGCAGCUCUCUUAAUAUCAGUUAUUGGAGCGAUAAACUGCUGGUCCGUGAAAGUCGCAACAACUGUUCAGGACUACCUCACAUAUGCGAAAUUGAUCGCAAUAAUGUUAUGCAUGGUAACCGCUGCAUACUACUUCUUUACUGGUGGACCGCAAUAUAAAGAAUCAUUUGAAAACAUUUUCGAGGGAAAUUUUCGGAGCAUAUAUCAAGCUUCGGUUGGUUUUUAUUCAUGUUUGUUCGCAUAUCAAGGAUGGAGUUAUUUAAACUACAUCACCGAAGAGCUUAUUAAUCCUACAAGAAAUCUACCACUUGCUGUUUUAUUCUCAUGUAUUAUUGUUACUUUUACCUAUACACUUUUCAAUAUCGCCUUAUAUGUUGUUGUAUCGCCUGACGAAGUGUUAUCCAGUCCUGCUGUAGGAGUACUGUUUGCUGAGAAAGUAUACGGAAAAUAUGCGAACAUAUUAACUCUUUGUGUCGCUCUUUCUUGUGCUGGUUCGGCGAACGGAAACAUUAUGACAAGUUCUAGACUGUUUUAUUGUGGUGCCCGUGAAGGUCAAAUGCCUACCUUACUGACUAUGAUAAACAAAAAAUUACGCACACCAAUACCAGCAGUAGCUUUAACAUGCAUUUUAUCAAUCUGCUAUCUGUUUUUGUCCAGCGACAUCUAUGUUCUUAUGACUACAAGUCAGGUGACGGCUUGGGCUGCUAUCACUGUGGUAGCAAUAUCACUACUUAGACUUCGUUGCAAAUAUCCUAAUGCUACGCGACCGAUUAAGGUAAGCUGA
Molecule: messenger RNA, 1239 nt
Organism: Strongylus vulgaris
Lineage: Eukaryota; Metazoa; Nematoda; Chromadorea; Rhabditida; Strongylidae
Source: the annotation of a GenBank genome assembly